Molecule: messenger RNA, 3444 nt
Organism: Menidia menidia (Atlantic silverside)
Lineage: Eukaryota; Metazoa; Chordata; Actinopteri; Atheriniformes; Atherinopsidae
Source: the annotation of a GenBank genome assembly
UUUUAUUGGCCAGCAAAUGUUGUCACGAGUGGACGCUUAAUGAGUAAAACUUUGUCUGGAAAAAGAGAAAGACUUUUUUAGAGGAGUGUGCCGUGAGCUGUCUCAUCCCCGAAGGACACACCUACCCGGGGCUCCUCCAAUCGCGCUGGGUUGAGGACUAAAGUCGCCAGCCACUCUGACUGAGGCAGAAGUUCAGUCAGAGACGCUCAGUGACAGAGGGAUCAAACACCAGCGAUCAGGCCAAACUUUGGGAGGACUAAUAACUGUCAGCGCGCUUUUUUCUCUUCCCCUCCCUCUCCACGUCAUCCCCGAACUUACACAUUGUAGUUUGAAAUGGACAGACCCUCGGAGACGCCUGGCUCAACAAGCAUGGGAUUAUUCUUGUAAUGUGGAUUGCUACUCCUUUUCAAGAAAAUCAGGAUCUGCUGCGGAACGAUGUGAGACGCUGUUCGUCUUGGAUUCUCGCGUUUCUGGAUAUCUUGAAAAUCAUUGGCAAUAGUUGAGAAGGGAGAAUUUAUAUCUGUAGGGAGAGAAGAAAAAAAGACGGAUUGUACGCUUCAACCUUGGGACCAGCAUGGAUCUGCGAUGAAACCCCCUCAUUUAAAGAAGUUUUAGCCGGUCCACUUGUCGUUGUACCCGUUGUUGAGAACUUCAUGUUAAAGAACAAAUCGCCUCACAGGCCAGCUUGAGUUUUGAAACGUUGCUUACCUUUUGGACUGGAUUUCCAACACCAUGAACUUUAUUGACAGUUUGACACUAUUAUUUUUGACGCUGUCAGCUGUCAAGAGUGCCCACAUACCGAAGGAAGCAGAGAGAGGUCCACAUGACGUGAUCCCCCUAAUGGAGGUGUAUAACAAGAGUCUGUGUCAGCCUCGAGAGCUGCUGGUGGAGAUACUGCAGGAGUACCCGGACGAGGUGGAGCACAUCUUCAUCCCGUCCUGCGUGGUGCUGAAGCGCUGCGCCGGCUGUUGCAGCGACGAGAUGCUGCAGUGCACGCCAACAGCCAGCUACAACAUCACAAUGGAGAUUAAAAGAAUAAAACCCCAAAGGCAACAAAAUGAUAUUUUCAUGAGUUUUACAGAACACAGCGCAUGUGAGUGUAGAUUAAAGACAGAGGUGAAAGAACAGAAAGAAAAAAAAUCCCGGAAAGGCAAGGGCAAAGGCCAAAAGAGAAAGCGAAAGAAAAACCGUGACAAAACAAUUCAUGAUGCUGUCUGUGAGCCAUGUUGUGAUCACUGCAAAGAGAAGAGAAAGAGUUUGUUUGUGCAGGACCCUGCAACCUGCCGGUGCUCCUGCAAACACACAGACGAAUACUGUAAAAAACGCCAGCUAGAGCUCAACGAGAGGACCUGCAAAUGUGACAAGCCGAGAAGAUGAGAGAGGUGGCAGCACCAGAUGUACAAGAUGAAGGAAUAUUCUAGAGAUAUUUCACAGCACAGCACUUUGACCUUUGAACCGUAAGCUCUUCUUUUUUUGGAAAGCAUUCCCCUUGGACUGAGAGAACAAAAAGAAAGACUGAACAGAAGUUUCCUCCCUCUGUAUAUCUGUGUGUAUAUAGUCCAUGACAAAAGAAAAUAAAAAAGAGUACAGAAUUGUAAUGCUGCUACAGAAACAACUAACUAAACCCAUCAUUUGACUAAAAGCGCAGUAGUCACCAUGUGGUUUUGCAUUUCUAACAGGCUUGUGACGCAGGUGUAGUCUUAUUGUCAAUUCAUUGUAUGCAAUUACUUCACUGGAUAUGAGUCUACUGUGGUGUGUUUCACUCAUAACAUGCAAAACCUCCAGAUAUAUUUAACUUCUAAAACAGCGGGUGAGACUGAAGAGGACAUGGGUGUGCUCUGCUUUCUGAAAUGAUGGAUGGACAUUUGUCGUUCGACGUCUGCUAAAGCUUUUGGAGUGAAACAGCAGGAAUAAACAGGACAAUAGAUGGAGGACUUUCUCUGCUUGAUAUCGCUUCCUUCCCUCUGAGGAUGUUGCAGAACUGAUAUGGACUUACAGAGCGUCACGCUUGCCAUUAGAGGGGACUGUUGAAUGGUGGUGCCAUAUAUUUUGAAAGGGAUGCUGAUCAUAAGUAUAGCAUUAUGUCUUUCCCUAUGUCCUUCAAGAAAACCACUGAAAUAUCAUAUACUGUAGUUUGAUUCCAUUUGAAAACUGUGCCUCAAAUAAUGUACUGAGAAAUCUUUGGAGUGCUUUUUAAAUUAUUUUUUGUUUCUUUUUCAGGAGAAGGGGUUAUCAGAGUAGGUUUCUUUGCUGUUUAACUCAAUCCAAAACCCAUUGAUUACACAUCUGCUCUAAACUUGUACAUACUUAAUAUCCCUUUAUGCCAUAGCUCAUUCUAGAUAAUUUAUAAUGCUAUAGAGUAUUUUACAGUAUUCACUUUUCAACACAUAUUUAAUUUGGUCUAUUUAUGUAUGCCGUGUUAUGUACCUGUAGCUGUCUUUUCUCCCUCAUGUAUAAGGUCACUGAUGGCUGCUUUCAGCAUGGAGGCUUCCUGUGCUUUUUUACAAAACAAAAAAAGAAAGAAAAAAGUCUUUGUUAACAUUCCCUAAAUGGUUUAUUUUUACUGAUGACAUCUCCUUCUCAACCCCUGUCAUCUGUGGGUGUGGGUGCCAUGUAGAAUUUUAACAUUUGAGCGCCUGUGUGUGUGCUUGCAUGUGUGUUUGUUUAUGAAUGAAUGUGUGUUCACCGGAAUUUGCUGUAUGCACAUCUGUAUGUAGGUGUUAGUAAAUUGUAUUUAAGUAUUUAAAUAAGUAGCAGACCUGUUUUCUGUCUGUUGUGCAAAAUGCAAAUACAAAUAAACUACUGCUAGCAGCUCAGCAUACACCAUAACACCACCACCACCAUUUUGAAUUUGGAUAACAAUCUCCAUCCUGUCUGCCAUCAGUCUUAGAGCCUUUCCUUAUUAGCUCUCUUUGUCCCUUCUCCACUAUUAUGUUUUCUGUGUCUAUGUAAAACAGUAAAGCAUAUUUAUUUUCAAAUCAUAUUGUUUUUAUAUAAAAUAAGGAAAAGGUUGCCGUGUUGUGAAUGCUGUGUUUCCAUGAGAUUUAACCAGCCAUGCAGCUUUGUGUUUUUGUGCAGCAAGCUGUUCAUCACACAUUAAACUGGAAUUUCUGUGCAAUGUAAGUGGGGGGGGGGAGAUUACAAAAGUUCCUGCACGCUUUUCACAACCAACAGACAUUCAGCCAAAUGAAUAAACACUUCACGAAGUGAGCCGCAAUUUCAUCUGUUUAAUGUAAUUAUAGGCCACCAUUAAGCCCAGGGAAAAUGUGAAAUGUAUCAGAACUGGUCUUGUCACUAAUCAGGAAAGGAUAACAUUUUGUGUUCUCAAAGAAUUUCGCAAGUGCAGACAAAGAUCUGAAAAGUAGAAGAAAAAAUCCGUUACAAUGAAAACAAAGUUUUUUGUCCUUCAAAUUAUAAAACGAUUGUUUUAAGAUAAAAAUAGUU